Molecule: messenger RNA, 1566 nt
Organism: Aureobasidium vineae
Lineage: Eukaryota; Fungi; Ascomycota; Dothideomycetes; Dothideales; Saccotheciaceae
Source: the annotation of a GenBank genome assembly
AUGUUCUCCAAGUCAAUUGUCGCCUCGGCCCUGCUUGCAGGCGCUGCUUACGCUGCCCCUGCUUCUCAGUCGCAGGGUGUCUACGCCUCCCAGGCCUCGUCUGAGUACGGCAGCCAGGUUCCCGCCUACACUGGUGCCGAUGCUCCUUACAAGUCCGACGCUGCCUCUGUUGACCUCGAGAACGUUGCCACCUCUUUCGGCACCAACUCUGCAGUCAACGCCAUCGCUACUGCUGCUCCCAACGGCACCGCUUCUGGAGCUGGCUACCCUCUCCGCAGCAGCGAUGUUACUGGUUCGACUACCCACGGCCCUUACAGCGGUGUUCCCACCACUGUCGGUGCUGUCACCACUGUCACCCAGGGCCUGACCGUCCCUACCCUCCCCCUUAACCCUACUGCCACCUACUACAACACCGAUGGCAAGCUUACCCAGCCCGAGCCCGCUCCUUACACCCCCGCUGGUGGUCUUGGUACCAACGGUUCUCUUCCUCGCUACAUGGUUGAGUCCGACUUCGACUAUGAAUCCAUCACCCUUGGUCUCUACCAGGAGUGGAUCGAGCUCGACACCUUCAACAACGGUCUCGCUACCUUCUCCGAGGAGGACUUUAUCGCUGCCGGUCUCACUGCUGAGGACCGCGAGCUCAUCCGCUUCAUGGCCCAGCAAGAGGAGGGCCACGCUACUCUUCUGACCAACAUGCUCGGCCACACCGCACCUCCCCAGUGCACCUACAAUUACCCUUACACCACUGUCCGCGAGUUCCUCGACUUCAACCAGAAGCUCACCCGCUUCGGUGAGUCUGGCGUCUGGGGUUUCAUUAACCACCUCGACAGCCGUGAGGUCGGUCAGCUCCUUGCUCAGUCCAUCGCCACCGAGGCCCGUCAGCAGAUGGCCUUCCGCCAGAUGAGCGGUCUCUUCCCCAUGCCCGUCUGGUUCGAGACCGGUAUUCCCCAGUCUUGGUCGUGGUCUCUCCUCGCUCCUUACAUCUCUUCGUGCCCUGCCAACACCACUCGUCUCGCAUGGCAGAACUUCCCCGCUCUCCACAUUGUUAACCAGCCCAACAUCAACCGCUGGUCUGCCAACGAUACUGCCGCAUUUGAGGUUACCGGUAACCGCACUUCUGACCCCAGCAUCUCCACCAUUCCCGAGGAGGAGAGCUGCCAGCACUCNCUGAACGUCACCGGCUACGGCUGUGGCCCUGCCAUCUCNCGCAACCGUUCUGAGCCUCUUUCCUUCCCCGGCAAGCAGGUUAACUUCACCUGGGACGCUCCCGGUCUUGCUGUCGGUCCCAACAACAGCUACGUCACCGCUGUCAACCCUGUCGCUGGCGAGCCUCAGUUCGUUGCCUGGGCUGCUCAGCUCAACUUGACCUACACCCCUCUUAUCAAGACUUCGAACAACACUGGUUACACUUACCAGCCCGCUGGUGAGGUCUACGGUGGCGGUGCNCCUGUUGUCAACGGUACCAUGUUCGUCGCUCUUACCGACACCGACAUGUUCUUGACCCCCUUCAACCUUUCCAUGAUCAACCCUCACGUUAUCGCACUGGGCUUGUACCAGAGUGGUUAA